Paraphaeosphaeria sporulosa is the source of this 1095-nucleotide messenger RNA. RefSeq lists its product as uncharacterized. NCBI's taxonomy places the organism in Eukaryota, Fungi, Ascomycota, Dothideomycetes, Pleosporales, Didymosphaeriaceae. The transcript is spliced from 6 exons. The record is from RefSeq and is a predicted model, not a curated record. The coding region runs from base 1 to 1095 and encodes 364 amino acids.
AUGAUCUUUUCAACUCUACUUUUCGCGGCGAGCGCUGCAGCGCUGCCGAAAGCGCUAGAGCCCAGGCAGGGAGGGCAGAACACCAUGCUUCGAUUUGGUUGCUCGCAAGUCAUCAUAGAUCGCAUUGAUCCGCUCGUCAACCCAGGUCUCGCUCCAUCGCCACAUAUGCACCAGGUCGUUGGAGGCAACUCUUUCAACACUACAAUGCAAUCCACAGACAUUGCCAAGAUCUCAACCUGCACUACUUGCGGAUACUCAGAGGAUUUCUCCAACUACUGGACUGCCAACCUAUACUUCAAGGCCAAAAAUGGGACUUACAAGCGCGUGCCUCAAAUUCCAAACCGAGAUCUUUUCAACGACAAGUACACUGGAAAGACGAAGGGUGGGUUCGUCGUCUACUAUGUUUCUCCUGGAAAAGGCAAAGUCACAGCGUUCAAGCCGGGUUUUCGGAUGCUUGUUGGGGAUGCCAACAACCGCGUGAGCAAGAACCUCAAGUCACAGACCUGUUUCCGCUGCUACACUGGACCGAACUUUGCUGGCGACAAUGCGGCGCCUUGUCAAGAUGCCAAGCUCGAUACCGAAGGCCUACCAAAAGCUGCUUGUCCUGGUGGCAUUCGAUCAAACAUCCUAUAUCCCACUUGUUGGGAUGGAAAGAACCUCGAUUCGCCGGACCACAAGUCGCACGUAGCGUAUCCCAAGGCCGGUCCCCAAGUUUUCACCGGCUCAAGCGUAGGUGGCGAUUGUCCAUCGACCCACCCAGUGAAGAUCCCACAGAUCAUGCUUGAGAUUGUCUGGGAUACUAGGCAGUUCAACAACAAAGCCGACUGGCCAACCGAUGGUUCGCAGCCGUUCGUCCUCAGCACAGGUGACACCACUGGCUUCGGCCAGCACGGCGAUUACGUCUUCGGCUGGAAGGAUGACUCUCUGCAGAAGGCCAUGGACGAUGCCAAGGGUUGCAUGGGAGCUAACUGCGGUAGCCUCAAGACGCAACAGCCCGAUGACGGCAAUGCGUGCAAGGUGCCGAGGCGGGUCAAUGAAGAUGCCGAUGGUUGGUUGACGGAGCUCCCUGGUAUGGAGAUGCCAAUGGCCAUGUAG